Messenger RNA from Malassezia globosa CBS 7966, 3342 nucleotides. RefSeq lists its product as uncharacterized. Gene Ontology annotation, biological process: transcription initiation at RNA polymerase II promoter. Lineage: Eukaryota; Fungi; Basidiomycota; Malasseziomycetes; Malasseziales; Malasseziaceae. Gene Ontology annotation, cellular component: transcription factor TFIID complex. The record is from RefSeq and is a predicted model, not a curated record. Gene Ontology annotation, molecular function: RNA polymerase II general transcription initiation factor activity; transcription cis-regulatory region binding; protein binding. The coding region runs from base 1 to 3342 and encodes 1113 amino acids. The transcript has a single exon.
AUGACAGUGCGGAUCCACGAGGCCGACGGCACGCCGUACGAGCAUGUGCUUGACAUCAAGAACGAGCACCAGCGGUAUGACGUGCCGUUCAAUACCAAAUACAAGCGUGUACGGCGUAAUACCAAGCGAUUCCAGGCUCGGCAGGCAGCGGCCGCUGCGGCCGCUGCAGGCGAUGAGGAUGCUGCUGAGGCAAUCGGCAUGAUCGAUCUGGGAUUUGGACUCGGAAUGUGGGAGGAUGAGGACGAGCGGAAGCGCUGGCGCGUCGCUGAUUGGACGGAAGAAGAUGAGGCCAUCAUGGCGUCGGCGCCGUAUGAAUGGAUCCGCCUUGAUGCAGACUUUGAAUGGAUGGCCCAGAUUCAGUUUGAACAGCCGGACUACAUGUGGGUCUCGCAGCUGCAGCGAGACCGAGACGUGGUGGCACAGCUCGCCGCAGUACAUGCUCUGAGCCAGAUGCCCAGUCUCAUAACAAGCAGCACGCUCACACGAACGGUACUUGUCACAAAGUACUUUUACCGCAUUCGCGCCGAAGCUGCCUACGGCCUCGCCAAUUGUGCACUGCCGCAUCUCGACCUGCUCGGUCUGUUCCAUUUGUUCAUGCUCUUCCGCACCAGCUACUGCCUCGAUGUGCCGCACGAAGGCGACUCGACCUCAUUGGAAGCACCGUGUAUUCCGAAACCGAACGACUUUUCCGACAUGGCCGACUACUUCGUUCGCCGUGCCCUCAUCCAUGCGAUUGCGCGGGUGCGAGACCACCGGGGGCGUGCUUUGGUGAUUGUACAACGGUUCUUGAUCUACCUGCUCCGAUACAACGACAACUCGACGAACCGAUUCGUCGAUGACUAUUAUCUUGCGAGCAUCAUCAAUGCCCUUGCAGGCACACUGAUCCCUAUCGACAGUGCUGGCUACUCGACGCAUGCAGAUGAGACGUAUUCACCAGAGGAGAUGGAGCUGCGUGCUGUGGCCAUACAAGAAGUCGAGCGUCUGCAGGUGCUAGAUCGCCUGGUGCCAUCGUACCACAACGUCGUAACGAUCGCAGCGCUCGAUUUUCACCAAGCGUUGGUGUUUGCAAACUUGCGUCCUUUGGAGCUUGUGCACUUUCUCGAGUACACGCGCGAAGGCAACUUCCCGCCCGUGCGUAUGGCUGCAUUGAAUGCUUUGCUGCUGUUGCGAGGACUUCAGCACAAGGUGUUGACACGGUACUACUUUGCCAUCUUGGCUUCGGACGAGGAUCACGUCAUUCGAAUGCAUCUCGCUCGUAGUUUGUGUGAUGCGCUAGCCGUUGCGAUUGCGACAGGUGAGCUUGGCAUCACACGGCAACGGCACGAGAUGCUACAGGAAGGCGAUCCUCUUGGGAAUGUGGCUGAGCAAGAAGCCUUGCUCGCCGAUGAAGCGGCACAGAACGAGCAGAUGAUCAAAGUUUUACGUCGCGAAAUCGGCCGCUCUGCCUCAGUCCGAGAUGGCUUUCUCGCGGCUUUCCGUGCGAGUAAAGACCAAGCGGUUGCGCGAUGGGCACUCAUGCGGCUGGCCGAGCUCUUGUUCAAGCCGGUCGAAGAUACCAAGGUGCCCACGGAACAGACAACAGUAUCAGUGCCUGCUGGUGAACAGACAGGUGCAAUGCGCAUCCGCCUCAUGAUCAAGAAUGCGCCCCAGCAAGAAAAGCGAUCGACAUCGCAUCCCCUUCGUGUGGUGCUCCCUAAAACUGCGAAGCCAAAGAAGCCCAAGGCGCCUGAGCCUGGUCAGGCAUUGGGCAUGUCGUCAUCAGAUUUUAGCGCCUGCCGCAUGUGCAUCCAGAAACUCAUGGCCAAUAAGCACUGCGAGCCUUUCACGCGACCGGUGGAUCCAGUACGCGACGAAGCCCCAGACUACUUUGACGUAAUCAAAGAGCCUAUGGAUCUAAGCUCCGUGUCAAACAAGUUGCAGUCGGGCCAGUACAAAGACCGCUUCCAAUUCAAAGAUGAUGUCGACUUAAUUUUCCAGAAUGCCAAGACAUAUACGCCAGACCCGAAAGCCUGGAUCCAUUACGAGGCAUCUCGCUCGGAGUCGGCGUUCCGCCAGCUGUGGAACCGCAUCGGCAAAGCGCUGGAACAAGCCGCAGCUCGUGCCGAAAAACAUUCCACCGACGACGUGGACGAAGCUUCUGCACCAAAACAACCACCAUCAGCAGCAGCAGCAGCAGGAAUCCUUCCUACGUCUGUCUGUACUACUGCGCCUAACGGUAGUACUACAUCCGACACUUCUGAUCCCGUGUCUUCAGCACCUCCACCGAAGAAAAUUACCAUCAAGUUGAAUGUCGGUAAGGGCGAGAAAAGAACAGCUAGUGAAGCGCCACCUCGGCCUACACUGAAAGUCAAGCGACCACGUUCUGAGGCUUCAUCGCCGCCGCCUCGACCACCACCGGCAGCAGCAGCAGCAGCAGCAACAGCAGCGCCAGGUGAGCUCGAAUCAUCUGCAAGCAUAAAACAGUCAUCCGCCGGUGUCAAAUCCUCCACCAGUGCCAAGCCGUCGUCGAACACCUCAAAGUCAUCAGCCAAAUCCAAGUCACAAAACACCACUAAACCGUCUGCCAUAGCCCCAUCUGCGCUUGAACCCAAGCAAGAACCGAUGGCGGAAACCAUUGAUCCCGACAAGGCCAAGUCCGCGAGUGAAGACCCGGUAUUGCCAGGAGAACAAGAGACGCCACUUCACAUGAAAAAGGUCCGCUCCGUAUUGCAAGCUAUUUACAGAACCAAAGAAGCAGCGAUCUUCUACUACCCCAUUGAUCCUGUGCGCGACAACGCUCCUACGUACUACGAAGAAAUCAAGCACCCGAUGGAUCUGAGCAAGAUCGAUCGAAAGCUCAAGGCCGGCGAGUACAAGACGAUGGGUGACUUUGCUGCGGACAUGCGCCUUAUGUUCGCCAACUGCCGGCAAUUUAAUCCGCCGGGCACAGAGCCGGCCAUCAUGGAGCAAGCUGUGUCGCGUGUAUGGCGGCGGGAAUGGAGCCGCGCCAUGGUCCGUAAGCUCGAGUACUCUCACAAGCGAUCGCUGCAGAGCAUGAUGGGCCGACUUAAACAGCAUCCGACAGGUGGCCUCUUUUUGUAUGCUGUGGAUCCUGUGGCUCUUGGUAUACCGACGUAUUUUGAUGUGAUCCCCCAGGAAAACGCGCGUGACUUGACGCUGAUCAGCGACAAGCUUCGCUCCGAUCGAUACGAUAGCAUUGACGCACUCGAUGCUGAUAUCCAGUUGAUGCUUUCUAAUUGCUUCACAUUCAAUGCAGGUAACGAAGUCGUAUGCGACAUUGCUCGGGCAUUUGAAAAGGUAUACCAACAGGAGUUGCGCGCCUUGCGUAAAGCCUAUUCAUAA